GUCUGAUUCUCUCUUCAUAAUGUGAAUCAGUAAAGAGAAGGAAUGAAGCUGGGCUGCUACUGCAAAAGGAAUCUACUGCUUGAACAGAAUACCAUUAAGGGCUCCAAGUCAGAAGAUGGCAAACUUUUGCUCAAACCUGAUUUUGUAUCGUAAAGUCCUUUACAUGGCCAUCAUUGCAGGCGUGGGCGGAACCUUCCUUUUUGGAUUCCAAGUCUCUGUGAUCAAUUUCACUUCACCAUACAUCAAGGCAUUCAUCAAUGACACCUGGGUGGAGAGAUAUAACGCUCCUGUCGACGAAGAGCGCCUCAUGCUCCUAUGGUCGUUCAUUGUGUCUAUCUUCAGCAUUGGAGGACUGAUAGGAUCCUGGUCUUCAGGGUAUCUGUCUGCAAAAUAUGGGAAAAAGAACUGUCUAAUAUUCAAUAGCCUACUUAUGAUGGCAGCGGCAGUGACUGUUGGUACCAGUGAAAUAGCAAAGACCUUUGAAAUCAUUCUGCUUGCGCGACUCCUAUAUGGUUUAAGUGCAGGUCUUGGCUGCUGCAUCCAAGCUCAAUAUCUUGCAGAAAUUUCUCCUAAGCACCUCCGUGGUUUCAUCAAUGUCUCUCUUGCAGUUUUUGCAACCCUGGGGAAAUUCCUAGGACAAGUGGCAGGACAAAAUGAACUUUUGGGGACUGAGUCUCUCUGGCCACUCCUGUUGGCCAUCAAUGGAGUUUUAGGUUUGGGGAUCCUGGUCACCACUCCAUUCUUCCCUGAAUCCCCACCUUACCUUUUGACCCAGAAAAGAGAUUUAAAAGGCUGCCUGAAAGCUCUAAAACAGCUAUGGGGUGAAGGGGAUCACCAAGCAGAAGUGGAUGAUAUGCUGAAGGAGCAGGCAUCCAUGAAAGAAGCCAAAAUCAUGAAUGUCUGGGAGCUCCUGAGAGAGAAGUCCAUGCGGUGCCAGCUAUACCUGCUGAUUGCCAUAGGGAUUUCAUUAUCCCUAAGUGGUAUCAGUGCUGUCUACUUCUACGCUUCUGAUGUGUUCAGUACUGCUGGGUUUGAUGAAGGGCUUAUCUCCUAUGUGACUAUUGGGAUAGGGGCCUGCGAGCUAUGUGCUACCAUUUUCUGCUUCAUCCUCAUAGAGCAUUUUGGUAGGCGGAAACUGCUACUGUGGGGAUAUGGUGUUAUGAUCCUCAUCUUGGCACUCCUAACAGCUGCGCUCUCUCUACAAGACAGAGCCUUCUGGAUACCCUACUGCAGCACUGGGCUCAUCUUCCUCUUCAUCCUGGCCUACGGAAUGGGUCCUGCUGGAGCAACAUUCCCUGUCAUAAUCGAACUCUUCACAGUGUCGUCCAGACCUGCUGCAUUAGUCAUCUCCAUGAGUCUCCAUUGGAUGGGAAUAUAUUUGCUUGGGAUGCUUUUCCCGUAUGCAGCGCUCCAUCUGGGUACCUUCUGCUUUCUAGUUUUUAUGGGUUUCAUAGUAAUCUCCUGGAAUAUCAUCUUCUGGUUUCUCCCAGAGACAAAAGGCAAGUCAAUUGUUGAAAUCCAGGGAGAAUUCAGCAAAUCAAAAAGGGGAAAGAAAAAGGAAGCUGCCAUGAUUAACCAUUUGUACGAAGAUGACACAGUGUGCACAAAACUCUAAAAGGCUUGGAAGAAGGGGUUUAUUACAAGGACAGACUGGAUGAUCACAAAUGGGCUAGAUUAAAGAAGUCCAGAAAAGACUAUUCCUUUGAGAGAGUCUUUGUUACAGCAGUUUCAAUUCAGAAGAAUAACGUAACACGGCCUUCCUUGGACAGUACUGAUUCAAAUGCAGGUGAGAGGGAAUUCCAAAGUAAAACCUUUCUGCAUGCUGAACUACAAAUACACCCCUUGUUAAAAUAAAUACAACAACUGGUA
Molecule: messenger RNA, 1869 nt
Organism: Sceloporus undulatus (fence lizard)
Lineage: Eukaryota; Metazoa; Chordata; Lepidosauria; Squamata; Phrynosomatidae
Product: solute carrier family 2, facilitated glucose transporter member 11-like
Exons: 1
Coding region: 116-1615 (499 amino acids)
Biological process (GO): monosaccharide transmembrane transport
Cellular component (GO): membrane
Molecular function (GO): hexose transmembrane transporter activity
Source: RefSeq, a predicted model, not a curated record